Molecule: messenger RNA, 693 nt
Organism: Brenthis ino (lesser marbled fritillary)
Lineage: Eukaryota; Metazoa; Arthropoda; Insecta; Lepidoptera; Nymphalidae
Source: the annotation of a GenBank genome assembly
AUGUGUGAUAAGAUUAAUCCGGAAUUCCUGAUCUGUUUGGUGGAGAGCAGGCCCGCGCUAUGGGAUAAGAGCUUGGAGAACUACAAAGAUUUCGGCAUAAGAGCUGCCGCCUGGAGAGAUAUUUGUAGAAUUAUGAAUCCAGAAUUUAACACGAUCACAAGGACACAACAAAACGCUUAUGUCAAAUUUAUCAUGAAGAAAUGGAUAAAUAUAAGAGACGCUUGGAAAAAAAGUCUCGCUGAUAUAAAAAGGAAAUCCUACAAACACAACGCAAGGCUGAAAUUUUUGGAAAAGAAUUUUACCAAUAGGAUAAAGCUAAGCUUGAACAAUACUGAGCCUGAGGAUGACAGCGACACUAACAGUGAUAGCUCUACAAAUGGUGACAAUACAAAAGAAGAAAAUGAAAAGAAAAAAAAUGAAGAGUCCACCCAAGAAGAAAAUGAAAUUAACGCGGUUCAGUUCAUGGACAUAAAAUCUAUUGAAGAAACCAGUCCUCAUAUUUCAUUUGUGAAAGGACUUUUACCAUUUUUAAACAAACUUGGAGAAGACGAAGUUCUAGAGUUCCAAAUGGGAGUUAUCCAGCUUUUGUGGAAUAUUAGGAAGAAAGGCAGGACCGUUGAUCAAUUAUCCGUCGAAGGAAAUGAUAUGCCGUCUUCGAGCUUUACUUUAUCACAUUUAAAACAGCACGAGCCU